GUCAUUUAUGCAGAGAGGGUGCUGCUGCCAUUGCCACUUACACUCCCGGCGCGCCGCUCGGAGCCGGAGGGAGCGCGGGGAGAGAGCUAGCGAGCGCUCGGAACCUGGGCCAGCAGAGGGGGCGCCCGGCUGCUGCCUGCACCGCCGCCUCCGUCGCGCUCGGGGGCCCCUGGAGGAGCAAGGGCGAGUCGGAGAGUCCGGGAGCCGAGCCCGGCGAGACCCAGCUGCGGGAGGGCGCCCGCCCCACUCAGCCGCCUCCUGCGCCCGAGCCGGGGAGCGCCGGCCGACCGCCCCGCGGGCCGGAGAGCUGGGAGCACAGGUCUCCGGAGCCCCAGGGAUGGUCUAGGAGUCGGCGCGAGGCUCGCUGCUCUGCUCCCUGCCGGGGCUCGCCGCCUCCUGCCGAUCGCCCAGGGCUGCGAGCCGCGGCGGCCGGGGGCUGCGAGCCGGGGCGGCCCAGGCCGGAGAAGUUAGUUGUGCGCGCAGCUUAGUGCGCGGAGCAAGCGAGCGACCGAAGAAGCAGCGAAGCGCCGGGGCCAUGGGCUGGGGGAGCCGCUGCUGCUGCCCGGGACGGCUGGACUUGCUGUGUGUGCUGGCGCUGCUCGGGGGCUGCCUGCUCCCCGUGUGCCGGACGCGCGUCUACACCAACCACUGGGCAGUCAAAAUCGCCGGCGGCUUCCCGGAGGCCAACCGCAUAGCCAGCAAGUAUGGAUUCAUCAACCUAGGACAGAUCGGGGCCCUGAAGGAUUACUACCACUUCUAUCACAGCAGGACGAUUAAAAGGUCAGUUCUCUCAAGCAGAGGAACACACAGUUUCAUUUCAAUGGAACCAAAGGUGGAGUGGAUCCAACAACAAGUGGUAAAAAAACGGACCAAGAGGGAUUAUGACUUUAGCCACGCCCAGUCCACUUACUUCAAUGAUCCCAAGUGGCCAAGCAUGUGGUAUAUGCACUGCAGUGACAACACACAUCCCUGCCAGUCAGACAUGAAUAUCGAAGGAGCCUGGAAGAGAGGCUACACGGGAAAGAACAUCGUGGUCACCAUCCUGGAUGACGGCAUUGAGAGGACCCAUCCAGACCUGAUGCAGAACUACGAUGCUCUGGCGAGUUGUGACGUGAAUGGGAACGACUUAGACCCCAUGCCUCGUUAUGACGCGAGCAACGAGAACAAGCACGGGACCCGCUGUGCUGGAGAAGUGGCCGCCGCAGCAAACAACUCUCACUGCACAGUUGGCAUUGCUUUCAACGCCAGGAUCGGAGGAGUUCGCAUGCUGGAUGGAGAUGUCACGGAUAUGGUUGAAGCAAAAUCAGUUAGCUUCAACCCUCAGCAUGUGCACAUUUACAGUGCGAGCUGGGGCCCAGAUGACGAUGGCAAGACUGUGGAUGGACCAGCUCCACUCACCCGGCAAGCCUUUGAAAACGGUGUUAGAAUGGGGCGGAGAGGCCUCGGCUCUGUUUUUGUCUGGGCAUCAGGAAAUGGUGGGAGGAGCAAAGACCACUGCUCCUGUGAUGGCUACACCAACAGCAUCUACACCAUCUCCAUCAGCAGCACAGCCGAAAGCGGAAAGAAGCCUUGGUACCUGGAAGAGUGUUCGUCCACGCUGGCCACAACCUACAGCAGCGGAGAGUCCUACGAUAAGAAAAUAAUCACUACGGAUCUGAGGCAGCGUUGCACGGACAACCACACUGGGACAUCGGCCUCAGCCCCCAUGGCUGCAGGCAUCAUUGCACUGGCCCUGGAAGCCAAUCCGUUUCUGACCUGGAGAGACGUGCAGCAUGUUAUUGUAAGGACUUCCCGUGCAGGACAUUUGAACGCUAAUGACUGGAAAACCAAUGCUGCUGGUUUUAAGGUGAGCCAUCUCUACGGAUUUGGACUGAUGGAUGCGGAAGCCAUGGUGAUGGAGGCGGAGAAGUGGACCACUGUUCCCCAGCAGCACGUGUGUGUGGAGAGCACAGACCGGCAAAUCAAGACAGUUCGGCCCAACAGUGCGGUGCGCUCCGUCUACAAAGCGUCGGGCUGCUCCGACAAUCCCAACCACCACGUCAGCUACCUGGAACACGUAGUUGUGCGCAUCACCAUCACCCACCCCAGGAGGGGAGACCUGGCCAUCUACCUGACCUCGCCCUCAGGAACCAGGUCCCAGCUUUUGGCCAACAGGCUUUUUGAUCAUUCCAUGGAAGGAUUUAAAAAUUGGGAGUUCAUGACCAUUCAUUGCUGGGGAGAACGAGCUGCUGGUGACUGGAUCCUGGAAGUUUAUGACACUCCCUCUCAGCUGAGGAACUUCAAGACUCCAGGUAAAUUGAAAGAAUGGUCUUUGGUCCUCUAUGGCACCUCCGUGCAGCCAUACUCACCCACCAAUGAGUUUCCUAAAGUGGAACGUGUCCGGUAUAGCCGCGUUGAAGACCCCACUGAUGACUAUGGGACAGAGGAUUAUGCAGGUCCCUGUGACCCUGAGUGCAGUGAGGUAGGCUGUGAUGGGCCAGGACCAGACCACUGCAAUGACUGUUUGCAUUACUACUACAAGCUGAAAAACAACACCAGGAUCUGUGUCUCCAGCUGCCCCUCUGGCCACUACCACGCUGACAAGAAGCGAUGCAGAAAGUGUGCCCCCAACUGCGAGUCCUGCUUUGGGAGCCAUGGGGACCAGUGCCUGUCCUGUAAAUAUGGAUACUUCCUGAAUGAGGAAACGAACAGUUGUGUCACUCACUGCCCUGAUGGAUCGUAUCAGGACACCAAGAAAAAUCUUUGCCGGAAAUGCAGUGAAAACUGCAAGACAUGUACUGAAUCCGACAACUGUACAGAAUGUAGGGAGGGGUCAAGCCUGCAGGGAUCCCGGUGUGCCGUUGCCUGUGAAGACGGACGGUACUUCAACGGCCAAGACUGCCAACCCUGCCACCGCUUCUGCGCCACCUGUGCUGGAGCAGGUGCUGGUGGGUGUAUUAACUGCACAGAGGGCUACUUCAUGGAGGAUGGGAGGUGCGUGCAGAGCUGUAGUAUCAGCCAUUACUUCGACCACUCUUCAGAAAAUGGAUACAAAUCCUGCAAAAAAUGUGACACCAGCUGUUUGACAUGCAACGGUCCGGGGUUCAAGAACUGUACGAGCUGCCCCAGUGGGUAUCUCUUAGACUUAGGAAUGUGUCAAAUGGGAACCAUCUGCAAGGACGGAGAAUACGUCGACAAGCACGGCCUCUGCCAGAUCUGUGAAUCCUCGUGUGCCAAGUGCCGGGGGCCAACCCAGGAAGACUGCACUGGCUGCCCCAGCACAAGGAUUUUUGAUGAUGGUCGCUGCGUUUUGAACUGUCCCUCGGGCAAAUUUGAAUUUAAGAACCAAUGCCAUCCAUGCCACUCCACCUGCCAAGAAUGCCAAGGAGAUGAGCCCUCCAACUGCACCUCCUGUGGAGUAGAUAAGCACGGCCGGGAGCGGUUCCUGUACUGGGGAGAGUGCCGGGAGAACUGCCCCACAGGCCACUACCCUGACGAGGGCCACACCUGCCGGCCUUGCCCGGACAACUGUGAGCUUUGCCACAGCUCACACGUCUGCACACGAUGUGGGCGUGGCUACUUCCUGGUGCCCUCCAACCGCACCUGCCGGAAGUUAGAGUGUGGACAAGGUGAAGUCCAAGACCCAGACUACGAAGAAUGCAUGCCUUGUGAAGAAGGGUGUCUGGGAUGCAGUUUAGAUGAUCCAGGAACCUGCACAUCGUGCGCUAUGGGGUAUUACAUGUUCAAACACCAGUGUUAUGAAACCUGUCCUGAGAAGACCUACAGGGAAGAAUCUGAAUGCAAGGCAUGUGAUACAAACUGUGGCAACUGCGACCAGGAUGAAUGCUACUGGUGUGAAGAGGGCUUCUUCCUCUUGGGCGGCAGUUGCGUGAGGAACUGUGGCCCUGGCUUCUACGGUGACCCAGAGAUGGGAGAAUGUGAGCCCUGCCACCGAGCCUGCAAAACCUGCACCGGUGUUGGCCGCAACCAGUGCAGCAGCUGCGGAGAAGGGUUGCAGCUGCUGCAUGGGACGUGUGUGCAUCUGGCCCAGACCCAGGUGGAAGGCAGAUUCUGGAAUGACCUCUUGGGAAGAUACCAGCCUUGUCAUUCUUCUUGCAAAACUUGCCAUGGAUCUGCAACCCUGUGCACUUCGUGUCCAAAAGGCACAUAUCUGUUGGCUCAGACCUGCGUCCCAUCCUGUCCCCAAGGCAUGUGGCCCUCAGUGAGAAGCGGCAGCUGUGAGAACUGUACAGAGGACUGUGCCUCUUGCUCUGGAGCCAAUCUUUGCAAAGAGUGCCAAACGCAGCCAGACCACCCCCUCCUCCUCCAUCAAGGCAGGUGCUUAACCAGGUGCCCUGAGGGCUUCUAUGCAGAAGAUGGUACUUGUGAACGUUGUAGCCCUUCCUGCAGAACAUGUGAAGGGAAUGCCUCCAACUGCCACUCGUGUGAAAGAGGCCUCGUCCUUGACCACGGGGUAUGCCGGGAAACCUGCCCCGAGAGGCACGUGGCCGUGGAGGGGGUGUGCAAGCACUGUCCAGAGAUGUGUCAGGACUGCAUCCAUGAGAAAAUAUGCAAAGAAUGCAUGCCUGAGUCCUUCCUGUACAAGGAUACGUGCCACCAGUCCUGUCCCAGGCACUUCUACGCAGAUGCGCAGCACUGUGUUCCCUGCCAUGAAGACUGUCUGGAGUGCAGUGGCCCCUCAAUGGAUGACUGUGACCUCUGUGCUGAGGCGUCCUUGUUUCUCUACGAUGGGCAGUGUUUGGAGGAGUGUCCAGAAGGAACUUACUUUGAAAAAGGGUCUAAGGUUUGCAAAGACUGCCACAAGUCCUGCCGGACCUGCUCCUCCUCGGGGACCUGCACCACGUGUCAAGAAGGCCUGAGGGUGAACAACCACGGGGGCUGCGUGCCUCACACUGAAUGCGCCACCAUGGAGUACUGGGAUGAGGCGGCCCUGGCCUGCAAGGCCUGUCAUACCAAGUGCUUCCACUGCACGGGACCCUCGGAGGACCAGUGUCACACCUGCCUGCGGGACAGCCUUCUUCUCAACACGACCUGCGUGCAGGACUGCCCCGAGGGCUACUAUGCUGAUGAGGACAGCCACCGGUGUGCCCCCUGCCACAGCUCUUGUAGGACAUGUGAAGGGAGACACAGCAUGCAAUGCCUCUCCUGCCAGCCAGGGUGGUUCCAGCUGGGAAAGGAGUGUCUGCCCCAGUGCAGAGAAGGGUAUUACGCAGAAAACUCCACGGGGCGUUGCGAGAGCUGCAGCAGGAGCUGCAAGGCCUGCAGUGGCCCGCGGCCCACAGACUGCCUGUCCUGCGAUCCAUUCUUCUUUCUGCUCCACUCCAAGGGACAGUGUCAUCGUACCUGCCCAGAGCAUUACUACGCAGAGCAAAGCACACAGACCUGUGAGAGAUGCCACCCAACUUGUGACAAAUGCAAAGGAAAAGGAGCAUUGACUUGCUUAUCCUGUGUGUGGAGUUACCACCUGGUGGGAGGAAUCUGCGCCUCUGACUGUCUCGUGGGAGAGUACAGAGUGGGAGAGGGGGAGAAAUUUAACUGUGAAAAAUGCCAUGAGAGCUGCAUAGAAUGCAAAGGACCUGGCACCAGGAACUGCACUGUGUGUCCUGCCAACCUGCUGCUGCACAUGGAUGACAGCCGCUGCCUGCGCUGCUGCAACACCUCCGAUCCCACGGACACCCAGGAGUGCUGUGACUGCCAUGACACCACAGAUGAGUGUAUCCUUCGAGCAAGUGAGGUUGAGCCUGCAGGUGAGCGUUCCAGGACAGCCCUGCUCAUCACCUCCUCCGUUAUGCUGGCGCUUCUGCUCGGGGCAGCUGUGAUCAUCUGGAGGAAAUCUCGGGGCAGAGUCAGGCCCACAGAAAAGGCCGGCUAUGCAAAGCUGGCUGACCCUAGCAAGUCUUACUCCUCCUACAAGAGCAGUCAUCGCGAGAGCACCAGCUUUGAAGAGGAUCAGGUGAUUGAGUACAGGGACCGGGAGUAUGAUGAGGACGAUGAGGAUGACAUUGUCUACAUGGGCCAAGAUGGCACUGUCUACCGGAAAUUUAAGUAUGGGCUGCUGGAUGACGAUGAUGAAGAUGAACUGGAAUACGAUGAUGAGAGCUACUCCUACCAGCAAACAGAGGUCACCUCCUCCCCCAGCCCAUUCUACUCACCGGCAAGCGUGUGAGCAUUACAGUGUUGG
Molecule: messenger RNA, 6181 nt
Organism: Aethalodelphis obliquidens (Pacific white-sided dolphin)
Lineage: Eukaryota; Metazoa; Chordata; Mammalia; Artiodactyla; Delphinidae
Gene: PCSK5
Product: proprotein convertase subtilisin/kexin type 5
Exons: 37
Coding region: 536-6166 (1876 amino acids)
Biological process (GO): peptide hormone processing
Cellular component (GO): Golgi membrane; trans-Golgi network
Molecular function (GO): serine-type endopeptidase activity
Source: RefSeq, a predicted model, not a curated record